Messenger RNA from Tachysurus fulvidraco (yellow catfish), 15088 nucleotides. It is a transcript of the gene fat1a, whose product is annotated as FAT atypical cadherin 1a. Gene Ontology annotation, biological process: homophilic cell-cell adhesion. The transcript is spliced from 30 exons. The record is from RefSeq and is a predicted model, not a curated record. Gene Ontology annotation, cellular component: cell-cell junction; plasma membrane. NCBI's taxonomy places the organism in Eukaryota, Metazoa, Chordata, Actinopteri, Siluriformes, Bagridae. The coding region runs from base 357 to 14195 and encodes 4612 amino acids. Gene Ontology annotation, molecular function: calcium ion binding.
CCCGUGACGUCACUCCUGCACCUCUCUCUAGACGCCGCGCGCCUCCUCCGCGUGUACAAGAAUUUGGAUUUGGGAGCUCGCGCUUGCGGGCGGCUGGACGUUGCUUCUGUCUGUGUUGGUGCUGUUUGGGGAACCGCGUGGUGAGAAGAGGUGAGAGGAGAGAAGAAGAGAAGGGGAGAGGAUAGAGGACAGGAGAGGAGAGAGAAGAGAAGAGGAUAGCGGAGGUGGUGGAGAUGUAGUCAGAACCGGACGCGGACGAAAUGCUCGCGCGCUUGGAAUUUAAUUGAACGGCGAAAACUUUGAAGCGGUGGCCGCCUGCGCGCGCGCGGUGGUUUGGUGAAGAGCGCUCUGCAACCAUGGAGAUCCAGGUGACUUCACUGCUGGCUCUGCUGCUGCUGCUCUUGUGCAGCGGUGCCCGAAACCAAGGGUUGGAUGCAAAGCCCACUCCACACUUCACCCAUCUUACUUACAAUGCCACCAUAUUUGAAAACUCUGCUGCUAAAACCUACUUGGAAGGCCCUAUCAAAAUGGGCAUCUUCAACACAGACCCUUCAUGGGAAAUACGAUACAAAAUUGUGUCAGGUGACAACGAGAACCUUUUCAAAGCUGAGGAGUAUCAGUUGGGGGACUUUACCUAUUUGCGAAUAAGGACCAAAGGAGGGAGCAGUGCCAUUCUUAACCGGGAGGUCCGAGACUACUAUUUGCUCACGGUCAAAGCUGUGGAAAGAAACACAAAUGCAGAGGCACGAGCCCGAGUCAUUGUUCAGGUACUGGAUACCAAUGACCUCCGGCCUCUGUUCUCUCCCACCUCUUACACUGUGUCUUUGCCGGAGAACACGUCCAUCCGCACUAGCAUUGCCAAGGUCACGGCAACAGACGCAGACAUCGGUACGAAUGGAGAGUACUACUACAGCUUCAGAGAGUGGACAGACACGUUUGCAGUCCAUCCCACGAGUGGGGUGGUCACUCUAACUGGAAAACUAGAUUACGCUGAGACAAAGCAGUACGAUUUGGAGAUAUUAGCGGUAGAUCGCGGUAUGAAGCUGUAUGGCAGCAGCGGAUUUAGUAGCAUGGCUAAACUGACGGUACGUGUGGAGCAGGCUAACGAGAAUGCUCCAGUCAUCAGCUCUGUUGUCUUCGCACCUUCCGACAUGGACAAAGACCCGACUUAUGCCAUAGUGACCGUUGAGGAUGAUGACCAAGGAGCCAAUGGCGAAAUAGCGUCUCUUAGCAUCGUUGCAGGAGACCCUUUACAGCAAUUUCGAACCAUGAGAACCAGCCCAGGCAGUAAGGAAUACAAAAUUAAAGCAGUGAAGGAGGUCGAAUGGGAUAGUCAGCCGUAUGGUUACAACCUUACUUUGCAAGCUAAGGAUAAAGGAAGCCUACCUCAGUUUUCCUCAGCUAAAGUCAUCCAUAUCACAUCCCCACAAUUUAAAAUCGGGCCCCCAAAAUUUGAACAAUCUGUUUACAGGGCCAAUGUAAGUGAAUUUGCUCCGCUACACACUCCUGUUCUAAUGGUAACAGCUGUGCCAAAAUAUCCCCAACUGAAGUAUGCUUUCAAACAGAAAUUGGACAAAAUUCCCUUCGCAAUCAAUUCAGACACUGGCUUAAUUACAACAGCUGGACCCAUUCACGCUGACUCUUUGCCACACUAUGAAUUAGAGGUAAUUAUUAGUGACAGAAAAGCAGCCACCAAAGUUAUUAUCGAUGUGAUUGACGUGAACAAUAACGCCCCAGAGUUUCAGCAGUCCUCUUACAAGGCCAGUGUUGAUGAAAACAUGCCUAUAGGCACCAGUGUUGUUACAGUGAAAGCCACAGAUUUAGACAGCGGAGAGAACGGCUAUGUCACGUACAGUAUUGCUAAUAUAAAUCACCAGCCUUUUGUUAUUGACUACUUCACUGGCAUUAUCAGUACAUCGGAACAACUUGAUUACGAGUUGAUGCCAAGGAUUUAUAAUUUGCGAGUGCGUGCAUCAGAUUGGGGUGAACCUUUUCGACGUGAGGUGGAGACUCAAGUCACAAUCAGUCUGAACAAUCUGAAUGACAACAAGCCUCUGUUUGAAAAUGUGGAUUGCCAGGUAACCGUGCCCAGAGAUCAUGGCAUUGGAGAACAGAUCACAACUGUAUCCGCCAUUGAUGCUGAUGAGCUUCAGCUGGUCAGGUACACGAUCAAAGCUGGUAACGACCUGGACUUUUUCGAGCUAAACCCCAGCUCAGGGGUUUUGUCUUUAAAGCAGUCACUGAGUGAUGGUGAGGCGGCAAAGACAUCAUUGUACAGCUUGCAGAUCGUAGCCAGUGAUGGAGAACAUGAAACUCCAGCCAUAUUCUUGAAUAUAACUGUCGUUACUCCACGUAAACCUGUUCAAGUCAAAUGUCUUGACACGGGUGUAGCCACCAUGUUGGCGGAAAAGUUGCUGCAGGGCAGUAAAAUCCACAGCCAAGUGGAACCAGAUGAUAACUUUUUAGACCUUCAUACCAUCAAUCGCUUUACACCUCAAUUUGCAGAAUCAUUCCCAAGCAUCGUUGAGGUCAAGGAGGAUCUGCCUAUUGGGGCUCGGAUUGUCCAUUUGAGCGCUUCAGACUCUGACAGCAGCUUCAAUGGGAAGUUGGUUUACGUCAUUUCUGGAGGAGACACAGAAAGUCGGUUUGUAGCGGACAUGAAUGACGGUUGGCUUAAGGUGUAUGCUCUACUUGACAGAGAGACGUCCGAUCACUACACGCUUAACGUUACCGUGUAUGACCUUGGGAUACCUCAGAAGUCAUCAUCGCGCCUGCUUGACAUCAAGGUUACAGAUGCUAAUGAUAAUAGCCCACAGUUUCUACAGGACUCAUAUUCAGUGGAAAUAAGCGAGAAUGCAGCUGUGGGUACUGAAGUCAUUCAGGUUGAAGCUAAAGAUAGAGACUUGGGAGAUAACGGUCUUGUCAGGUAUUCUAUAUUGGCGGACACGAAUCAGUUUUCUAUUGAUGAGGAGACAGGAGUCGUUAGGGUAAAAAAAGUGUUAGAUCGUGAGAUUCAGCCUGAGCUGGUGCUCAGGAUAGCAGCUCGUGACCAGGCUACUGUUGAACCUCAACUGGUUUCAACUGUGUCACUCAAAAUUACUCUUGAAGAUGUGAAUGACAAUCCUCCAAAAUUUAUACCCCCCAAUUACCGUGUAAAAGUACGCGAGGAUCUUCCUAUUGGUACUGUUAUUAUGUGGUUGGAAGCCCAUGAUCCUGACAUAGGAACUUCGAGCCAGGUACGCUACAGCUUCGUCGACAGUGGCGAUGGAAAAUUCGAAGUGGACAAACUCAGUGGCGCUGUUCGAAUCAUGCAGAAUUUGGAUUAUGAGAAAAAACAAGUUUACAAUCUUGUAGCUAAGGCAAAAGACAAAGGCAAGCCGAUUUCUUUAUCCUCAACCUGUCACAUAGAGGUGGAGGUGAUGGAUGUGAACGAGAAUUUACAUCGACCACUGUUCCAAUCAUUUGUGGAUAAGGGAUAUAUUAAAGAGGACGUGCCCAUUGGAACACCGGUCAUGAAAGUAACAGCUCAGGAUGAGGACAAAGGAAGAGACGGUGAGAUCCGCUAUUCUAUUCGGGAUGGAUCUGGACUGGGAAUCUUUGCCAUCGAUGAAGAAACUGGAGUUAUCCACACUCUGGAGCUGCUGGACCGUGAGUCGGUGCCACACUACUGGUUGACGGUAUACGCCAGUGAUGAUGGCGUUGUCCCGCUGUCCUCCUUCGUAGAGAUCUACAUCGAGGUGCAGGACGUAAACGACAAUGCGCCGCAAACCUCCGAGCCUGUGUACUACCCCUCCGUCAUGGAGAACUCACCCAAAGACGUCUCGGUCAUCCAGAUCGACGCCUUCGACCCCGACACUCGCUCCAGUGACAAACUGAGCUACAAGAUCAGCAGUGGGAACCCACAGGGCUUCUUCAGCAUUGACGCCAAGACUGGUCUUGUCACUACUACGUCUCGCAAACUGGACAGAGAGCAACAAGACGAGCACAUCUUGGAGAUAACUGUGACCGAUCAGGGCAUACCAGCCCGUUCCACUAUGGUACGUGUAAUCGUGCAGGUGUUAGACGAGAAUGACAACCGACCCAUCUUCAUGGAAAAGGUCUACAAAAUCAAACUGCCAGAGCGGGAGAAGGUGGAGAAGGAGCGUUCGAUGCGUCGAGAGCCUGUGUAUCGAGUCAUCGCUUCAGAUCGGGACCAUGGAGCCAACGCUGAGAUCUCCUACAGCAUCGAGGAUGGAGACGAGCAGGGAAAGUUCUUCAUCGAGCCCAAAACAGGCCUCGUGUCGUCUAAGAGGUUUUCCUCAGCUGGUGAAUACGACAUCCUCACGAUCAAGGCAGUGGAUAACGGCCGACCCCAGAAGGCAUCCACUUGCCGCCUGCACAUCGAGUGGAUCCCGAAGCCGAAACCAAGCUCCACUCCGCUGGCCUUCGACGAGAGCGUGUUUUCCUUCAGCGUCAUGGAGAGUGACCCCGUCUCACACAUGGUCGGGGUUAUUACCAUGGAGAACACGGACACGUCCGUCUGGUUUGACAUCACAGAAAACGCCGAGCCCAGUGAGGCAUUUCACAUCGUACAAGCUGCGUGCGACCUGAACUGCACAGCAGAAGGCGGGAAUUCAGACAGCCGUUUUGACGUGGGAAAAGCAAGUGGGACGCUGAUGGUGGCGCAGCCUCUAGAUGCUGAGCAGAAAUCCAACUACAACCUGACGCUGGAGGCUACGGACGGCACAAACACCAUCAGCACACAGGUCCUCAUCAAAGUGAUCGACACCAACAACCACCGGCCGCAGUUCUCCCAGCCGCGGUACGAAGUGAGGGUGGCCGAGGACGCUGCACCUGAUACUGAGGUGCUACGGCUGAGUGCCACAGAUCAUGACGAGAAGAACAAACUGACGUUUACCUUGCUGAGCAGCACCGACCCGUUCAGCCUGCGCAAGUUCCGCCUGGACCCGGGAACUGGAGCGCUGUACACAGCCGAGGCGCUCGACCACGAGGCCAUGCGCCAGCACACACUCACGGUCAUGGUACGAGACCAGGACAUUCCAGUGAAGCGGAACCUUGUGCGGGUGAUCGUUAGAGUCGAGGACGCUAACGACAAUGCGCCAUGGUUUUUUGGAGCGCCAUACGUGGCACGCAUGUUUGAGUCAGCCGCCGUCGGCUCGUCCGUGCUGCAGCUCACCGCUUUGGACAAGGACAAAGGACAAAACGCUGAGAUUGUCUACAGUAUGGAAUCAGGAAAUGUAGCUAAUUCCUUUGCCAUUGAUCGUGUCCUUGGGACCAUCACUGUGGCGAAAGAGUUGGACAGAAGCAACAACAAUCACUUUGAGCUGACGGUGAAAGCUACAGAUAGAGGAACUCCACCCCUGAGUGCUACAGCGACUGUUGAUAUCACAGUGACUGUUUCGGACAACGCAAUGCCUAAAUUUACUGAGAAAGAGUUUUCUGCUGAGAUCAGUGAAUCUGCUCUUCCUGGAACCUUUGUAAGUCUAGUUACGGCUACCAGUCAAUCCUCGGUCUUCUACAAAAUCAAGGAUGGAAAUGUGAACGGAGCAUUUGACAUUAAUCCAAACUCUGGAGUUGUUGUGACUCAAAGGGCUCUGGAUUAUGAAGCUAUUCCAUCAUACACACUAACCAUUCAGGGUUCCAACAUGGCUGGCCAAGCAAGCAAUGCUACACUCCUGAUUCACCUAAAGGAUGAAAACGAUAAUGUUCCAGUAUUCAUCCAGGAGGAGUUUACUGGAAUAGUUAGUGAAUCGUCUCCUGUGAAAAGUGUGGUUCUCACCAAAGAUAGUAUUCCUUUAGUUAUCCGUGCUGUAGACAUGGACCGGGAUGCAAAUGCUAGGCUAGUCUAUCAAAUUGUGGAGCCAUUUGCCCACAACUACUUUGCUAUUGACUCAAGCACUGGAGCAAUUAGAACCACAGUUGAGUUAGAUUACGAACAAAAAUCUGUUUUCCGAUUUACAGUCCAAGUACAUGACAUGGGAAUCCCACGUCACUUUGCAGAGAAGGCUGCAAAUGUGACCAUCGAAAUCAUAGACAUCAACGAUUGUCCACCACAGUUUAGCCAGGACUUGUACGAGGCACAAGUUGUGGUGCCAACUUACAAAGGCGUGAAAGUCAUCACAAUCAACGCAACUGAUGCUGACUCUGGACCAAAUGCUAGACUCCUCUACUCGAUUGCAGAGGGCAACAUUGGAGACAAGUUCAAAAUGGACCCACUCAUGGGGGUCAUUACUAUUCAAAAUGUCACCCAAUUGAGAAGUAGGUAUGAGCUGAAGGCUAGGGUGUCUGAUGGUAGGUUCUCCAAAAUGGUCUCAGUGAAGAUCAGCAUUCGAGAGAAUAAAGCAAGCAGUCUCAAGUUCACUCAGAACUCCUACAAGGCAUUUGUACAGGAGAACUCAUUGGAAAAGAAUACUCUGGCAGUCAUCGCUGCUGUUGGAAACCAAGUGAACGAUCCUUUAUUUUACACUAUAUUAAACCCAGAUAAAAGAUUUGAGAUCAGCCAUACUUCUGGGGUUCUGUCAUCAACUGGCAUACCAUUUGACCGCGAGGAGCAAGAUGCUUAUGACAUUGUAGUUGAAGUGACUAGAGAGGACAGAUCAUCUGAUAUGGCACAUAUUCUUGUAACAGUGACUAUUGAGGAUGUCAACGACAACCCACCUAUGUUUGUUAGCCUGCCUUACCAUGCACUGGUUCAGAAGGAUGCCGAGGUGGGUCAUGUUAUUAGACAAGUUACUGCCAUGGAUUCAGACACAGGACAUAACGCUGACAUAAGAUAUCAUCUACAGGAACUAAAUGAAUACAUCCAGAUAAGUGCUGGUGGUGAACUUUCAUUGAAAAAGUCAUUUGAAAUGGACUCAUUGGACUCAGCUUUUGUGGUCACGGUUGUGGCUACAGAUGGUGGAGAACCACCAUUAUCCACAACCAUUGAAGUGCCUAUUACAGUAGUGGAUAAAGCCAUUCCAGUGUUUGAAAAACCUUUCUACAGUCUAGAGAUCCCUGAAAAUGUACAGUUACAUGUUCCCAUUAUCCAUAUACAGGCUAGUCAUUCAGAAGGGCCAAGGGUGGUGUACACCAUCACAGAGGGGGAUCCUUACAAUCAGUUUUACAUCAACUUCAACACUGGUGUUAUUCAAGUGGUACAGCAUCUUGAUUUUGAGACACAUCCUGCUUAUAAACUAAGUGUAAGGGCCACAGAUUCGCUUACUGGCGCUAAAGCUGAUGUAUUUGUUGACAUUAUCUUAGAGGAUGUAAAUGACAACUCACCUGUGUUCCAAGCCAAGUCUUAUAAUGCGAGCCUUUCUGAAGCCUCUGUCAUUGGCACUGCUGUAGUACAGGUUUCUGCUGUAGAUGCAGACACGAGUAACAAUAAAGUCCUAUUCUACCAAAUAGCUGACAAUGAUAAAAACUCUGAGUAUUUUACUAUCGAUCGUGACACUGGCAUGAUCUGGACAGCACAUAUGCUAGACCAUGAGGAGAAAACACAGCACAAGCUAACAGUCAAAGCUGUCGAUGGAGGAGUUCCAGCACUUUCCAGUGAGGUCACUGUGAUGAUUGACGUUAUAGACCUUAAUGACAAUGCUCCUACGUUCUCACAGAAUGUUUAUGAAGCUGCUGUUAGUGAGUUGGCUCCACGUGGCCAUUUUGUGACACAGGUUCAAGCUUCAGAUGCUGACAGCUCUGAUAGGGCAAACCUUGAGUUUUCCAUCUUGUCAGGAAAUGAGGAGCAGAACUUUGUUAUAGACAAAAAAUCUGGAGCUAUUGUGAUUUCCAAUCACAGGAAGCCACACAUGGAGCCUCUGUAUAACCUUAAUGUUUCUGUGUCCGAUGGUGUGUUCAGGAACUCUGCUCUUGUGAAAGUGGCUGUCAAUGGUGCAAACUUCCACAGUCCUUCGUUCCCUCAAGUUGAAUACAUAGUCGAGCUUCUGGAAAACUCUCCAGUUGGAACAUUAGUGGCAGAGGCUCCGGCAUUAGACAAAGAUGUGGGCACAUAUGGACGAGUCACAUACCACAUUGUCAAUGACAUUGCUAAAGCUAAGUUUUCUGUAAAUGAAGAUGGUGAAAUUUUUACCUUAGAGAGCCUCGAUCGCGAGAAUGCUCUGGAGAAAAUUGUUCAGGUGUCCUUGAUGGCAAAAGAUGGUGGUGGCAAAGUGGGAUUCUGCACCAUCAACGUGAUCCUAACUGACAUUAAUGAUAAUUCCCCACAGUUUAGAGCUGCAGAGUACAAAGUCAACAUCGGCUCAGAUGUUCCCAGAGGAACGACAGUCGUUAAAAUUGCAGCUUCUGACAUGGAUGAAGGCAGCAAUGCAGACAUAACUUACACUAUCGAAGCAGACACAGAUAAUGUAUCAGAGAAUUUUGAGAUCCACCCUCUUAGUGGGGUCAUUGUGACUAAAGAAAGUCUCAUCGGAUUAGAAAACAAAGUCUAUGCUUUCCUUGUUCGUGCAAGGGAUGGUGGCAACCCUUCAAGAUCCUCUGUUGUCCCUGUCUACGUUAGAAUCCUUGCCCCAGAGGUCAAAGUUCCAAAGUUUGUAGAGCCAUACUACAGGUUUGCCAUUGAAGAAGACCGCCCUCUAGGCUCACAAAUAGAUGUAAUUCAGGCAGAGAGUGAUCAGCCUGUGUUCUACAGUUUAGUAAAGGGUAACACCCUAGAGAGCAACAAAGAUGAGGUUUUUGAACUCGACCGUGACACAGGCGCUCUGAAGCUGGUUAAGAAACUGGACCAUGAGAGCACCAAGUGGUAUCAGUUCAAUCUCCAUGCACAAAUUGACCACGAGGGGAAUGAAAUUAUCUCUUCUGUGGAUGUUAACAUUCAAGUGAAGGAUGUAAAUGAUAACAGCCCCUUCUUUGAGUCAGACCCUUAUGAAGCUGUCGUGGUUGAGAAUCUCCCUGGAGGCACAUCGGUGAUACAGGUGAAGGCAAUGGAUCUGGACUCCAGCACCAAUGGGCAGGUGAGUUACAGUCUGGAUCCUGUGCAGGAUUCAGUGGACAUAGCAGAACUGUUUGCUGUCAAUAGCGAAACAGGCUGGAUGACCACACUAAAGGAACUGGACCGGGAGCAGGGAAACAAGUACACCGUCUCAGUCCUAGCUGUUGACCGUGGAGACAAAGUCCAGCUUACAGUGAGCACUAAAGUGGAAGUGACAGUAGCUGACAUGAACGACAACCCACCCAGAUUCACGGCAGAGAUAUACAAAGGCACAGUGAGUGAAGACGACCCCCCUGGUGGAGUGAUUGCUAUCCUCAGCACAACUGACGCAGACUCCAAGGACAUCAACAAGCAAGUCGAGUACUUUAUUACAGGUGGUGACCCCUUGGGGCAGUUUGGUGUAGAGUACACACAGGGCGAGUGGAAGGUGUUGGUGCGAAAGCCUUUAGACAGGGAGGAGACAGACAACUACCACCUCAACAUCACAGCGACUGAUGGCACCUUCAGCACCCAGGCAGUGGUGGAGGUUAAAGUGUUGGACGCCAACGACAACAGUCCUGUUUGUGAAAAGUCUCUGUACACAGUGCGAGUCCCGGAGGAUGCCAUAUCCGGACGUUACGUUCUCCAGGUCUCUGCUACAGACGCUGACAUCCGCUCCAACGCUCACAUCAACUACCAACUCUCCGGAGUUGGAGCUGAACACUUUAGCAUCGACCCUGAGACAGGUGAGCUGAAGACCUUCAGUGCUCUGGACUACGAGGAGGAAAUGCUGCACAGGAUGAAGGUGCGUGCGGUGGACGGAGGAGGGCGAUACUGCGAGGCCGACGUCGAGGUCACGGUGGAGGACGUAAACGAUAACGCUCCUCGCUUCAGCGCCGACCCUUUCGCCAUCACCGUCUUCGAGAACACGGAGCUACACACACCUGUCGCACGGCUGCAGGCUACGGACCUCGACAUGGGCUCUAACGGUGAGCUCGUCUACUCUUUGUUGGAUUCGGCCAACGGAGCUUUCUCGAUCGACGAGCACUCCGGUGUUCUUCGCUUGGCCACACCCCUCAACCGUGAGCUCCACCCCUCGUACACUCUUCGAGCCCGUGCUACGGACCGGGGCUGGCCCCGCCCCCUCUCCACCGUCUGCUCCGUCACCGUGUCCGUGCUGGACCUGAAUGAUGACCCUCCUGUCUUCCAGCGUCAUGAUUACGUCGCCACUAUUCCAGAGGACAUUGCGGCGGGAACACAGGUGCUGCGUGUACACGCGGCUAAUCGUGAUGCAGAAGCUCAGAUCUCAUACGCCAUCGUGGAUGGGAAUGAGAAUGGCGCGUUCAGCAUGGACACACACACAGGUGUCAUUUUUGUGAUCACGCCGCUGGAUUACGAGCUAUACCGCAAGUUCUCUCUGACGGUGGAGGCGACAGACGGAGAAACGCCAUCUCUAAACGACAGGGCUAUUGUCAGUAUCAACGUGACGGACGUAAACGAUAACAGCCCUGUGUUCAGCCAGUCAGUUUAUGCAGCCGUGGUGAGCGAAGGAAUCGAACCGGGCAAGGCGGUGCUUACGGUCAUGGCUGAAGAUGCAGAUGGACCUUCCAAUAACCAGGUGCGUUACUCCAUCGUCAGUGGCAACCAAGGAAGCCCUUUCUCUAUCGACCCUUUGAAGGGAGAGGUGAAGGUCGCACGGCAUCUGGACAGAGAGAAGGUGUCUGGUUAUACUUUGACCGUGAGGGCGUCUGAUAACGGGAGUCCGGCUCAUUUUAGCACCACCAAAAUCAACAUUGACGUAUCCGACAUCAACGACAACCCACCUGUGUUCUCCCAGAGCAACUACACACUCAUCAUCCAGGAGAACCGUCCGGUCGGGACCAGUGUCCUCCAGCUAAGCGUAUCGGACCGAGACGCCUCACACAACGGGCCGCCGUUUUCGUUCUCCAUUGUCAGCGGAAACGAGGACCACACAUAUGACAUCACGUCUCAGGGAGCGCUGGUGUCCAUUGGCACGCUGAGUCGCCAAAACAAGGACAACUACGUUUUGGAGAUUCAGGUGUCUGACUCCGGCCGGCCGCCGCUCUCCUCCUCCGCCAUGGUGUUUGUUCGUCUGAUCGAGGAGAGCAUCCACCCUCCGGUCAUCCUUCCGCUUGACGUUUUUGUCACCACGACAACGGCUGAGUACGUGGGAGGUGGAGUGCUAGGGAAAAUCCAUGCCACUGACCAUGAUGUACACGACACUCUUACCUAUGGCAUCAGCCCUGAUCCGGCGCCUUCAGACAAUUCUGCCCUCUUCUCCGUCUCACCUGCUGAUGGACGACUUGUGGCUCUGGGUGCCCUUGACUCCGGUCGCUACUCGCUCAACGCCACUGUAACAGACGGUCGCUUCACAACUUGGGCACGUGUCACCACGCAUGUACGCCCUGCCCCUGCACUCGUUAAUCUCGUGAGCAUCCGCCUGGGCAACAUCGCACCUGAAGAGUUCAUUGGUGAGCAUUGGCGCAAUUUCGCUCGGGCUUUGCGUAACACAGCGGGUGUACGGCGCAGCGACGUGCAGCUCGUCAGCCUGCAGCCUGAUCACAGCGAUCUGGAAGUGCUUCUUGCGCUUGACAAGACAGGAAGUCCGGAGCAGGCACAGGAAGUGGUGCUAAGGAAGCUGAAUGCCUCCGCUAGCACUAUUGAGGAGAUAACAGGAGUGAAGAUUGUUCGUGUGGGCAACAAACUUUGCCCUCGUUUGGACUGUCCAGCUCGUCACUGCCAGGAAAUGGUGACCUUGGUGACUGGUGCUAUGGCAACGUACAGCACAGCGAGGCUCAGCUUCGUCACUCCGCGCCACACAAGGACCGCUGACUGCCUCUGCCGUGGUGCUGAGUGCUCUGAGCUGAGCAAGCUAUGUGUAGGGAACCCAUGUCCCGAGGGUACGGAGUGUGUAGAAGACUCGACACACACCACGUUCAGCUGCAUAUGUUCAGACGAGAAACAUGGACAAUGUUCAGAAGGUCGCGCUCUGACAUUGACCGGGAACGGCUACGUGCGCUACAGGCUGAUGGAGAAUGACAAUAAGGAAGAGAUGAAUCUCUCUCUCAGGCUGCGUACAUUCUCUGACCAUGCUACUAUUAUGUACGCCAAGGGUACUGAUUACAGCAUCCUGGAGAUUGUGAAUGGACGUCUGCAGUACAAGUUUGACUGUGGCAGUGGGCCUGGUGUCGUCUCAAUCCACAUCCCAUUAGUGAAUGAUGGUGAAUGGCACACAGUUUUGCUCGAGGUGGAUGGCAACUAUGCUCGUCUGGUACUUGACCGAACACACACUGCCUCAGGCAAAGCACAGGGCAACCUUCGCACACUCAACCUCGACACCAGCGUCUUCUUCGGUGGGCAUGUGUGGCAGACAGGUGUGGCCAAUGGUCUGAGGGGCUGCCUGCAGGACGUUGUUUUGAACGGACGUGAGCUGCCACUGAGACCACAGCCUCGUAGCACCCACUCAGUUCUGGAGGACCUUGUGGAAGCUGUGCCUGGUUGUAACCCACCUCCUCGGGUAUCAGGCUGUAACAGCGAGCCCUGUGCCAACGGGGGAACCUGCACUGAGCUGCCCAAUGGAGGUUAUUUCUGUAAGUGCAGUGGUAUGUUUAUGGGCAGCCACUGUGAGGUUAGUAUUAGUCCCUGCUCAUCUAAUCCCUGUCUUUAUGGUGGAACCUGCGUGCCACGUGGAGAUGACUUCUACUGCCAGUGCCGAGGCCAGUACUCCGGCCAGUGGUGUCAGCUUGGUCCGUACUGCACAGAGAACCCCUGCAAGAACAACGGCCGGUGCAUCGGCAGCCUAGAUGGCCCGGUGUGCGAGUGCGAGUCUGGCUUCCAAGGAGACAGGUGCCUGAAAGAUGUGGACGAGUGCUUGAAAAACCCAUGCACCAACGGUGGCCAAUGCCAGAACACGUAUGGCUCAUACAACUGCAACUGCUCCCUUGGCUAUGGAGGCCACCACUGUGAGCAAUAUGCCCAGAUCAGCAACCAUGUGGUCUCUACAUCCUGGAACAUUGGGCUGGAAGAGAUUAUCGGCAUUGCUGUCUUUGUUGCAGUUAUCUUCGUCAUGGCUCUGCUAUUUGUCGUUAUCCGUAAGCGUGUAUGCCGACGUGCCAAGCCCCAGUCACCUGAAGAUGACAAGCACCUGUCAUCCUUCCUGCAGCAUCCAUAUUACGACUCCAAGUUGGGCAGGAACGUCUACUCUGACGUGCCACCCCAAGUGCCCGUGCGACCCAUCUCGUACACUCCCAGCGUGCCGAGUGACUCUCGGAAUAACCUGGACCGCAGCUCAUUUGAAGGCUCGACGGUCCCUGAGCACACAGAGUUCAGCACAUUCAACCCUGACCCUGUAGGUCAUGGGCACCGCAAGGCUGUUGCUGUUUGCAGUGUAGCCCCGAACCUGCCCCCGCCACCACCCUCCAACUCUGCCUCAGACAGCGACUCAAUUCAGAAACCCAGCUGGGACUAUGAUUAUGACGCUAAAGUCGUAGAUCUGGACCCGUGUUUCAGUAAGAAGGCAGUAGAGGACGGCACAUGUCACACAUAUAAUGCCCGGGGCAGCAUGUCUGAGGUGCAGUCACUCAGCUCGUUUCAGUCCGAGUCCUGUGACGACAACGCCUCCAUAGUGACUGUAAUCCACCUGGUCAGCUCGGCGGCUGGCUCGGUGGAGACACCAGAGUCACUCCCGUCUCAUGAGCUCAAGAACCCGAGAGGGUAUCAUUGGGACACAUCUGAUUGGAUGCCGAGUGUUCAGCUUCCUGGAAUCCAGGAGUUUCCUCAGUAUGAGGUGGUGGAAUCUCCACCCACCCUGUACAACGACCCCGCCUUGCUAGACACAGACUAUUACGCGGGUGGUUACGACAUCGAGAGUGAUUUCCCGCCUCCACCUGAUGACUUCCACGCCCAUGACGACCUUCCUCCUCCUCCACCUCCACCCGCACAAUACGACACGCUCGGCCCCGCACCCUCUAGUCCCGGAGGAUCGUGGGUACGCCAGCGGCCCCCUUUGCCCCAACUCUACACGCUCAGCCAUUACCUCCCGCACCACCAGUACCCUUCAUCCGACCCGGAGGUGCCGAAAAGCGGCAGCAUCGCGGCUGACGACGUUUCACUGUCUCUGUACGCAUCCACGGUGUCAUGCUCGGAUGUGGAAGAGUCAGAGGCGCCCAUGAGCGACUGUGAGAGUGGUGCCGAGGACGGCGCGCAAUUCCGACGGCUCAUCGUAGCACCGCAAGCACAACAACAACCACAACAACACACCGAAGUCUGACACUGGAUCCAUAAAGAACAGAAAACAAAAAGUGCCUGAAAAUUAAACCUUAUGCAGGAAACUAUCGUAGUCACACACACACACAAACACACACACACACACACACACAAAAUGUACGACCACACAAUAAAUUCUCUUACACAUGGACAUAUUUAAGGAUAGUUUCUCCUCUGGAGCACAGCAGCUAAUUUCAGUAGGAGUCGUGUGGACCUGAGUGUGUACAUUUGUGUAUCUGCCUUCACAUCAUGUCUGAUGAUAUAAAGUUCACAGCGUCUUGUUCAUGAAAGAAAAAAGAAGAGUAAGAAGAAGAAGAAGAAAAGUGUCAUUUCAAAGCGAUAGUUGUCUGUAUUUGUAUAGAGAAAACCAUGCAAUCUGUUUUUUUUAUUAUUAUUACAAAUGCUCAUUCAUUUGUAAUGUAAAUGGUACUGUACAGUCUUGAUUUUGAGGGUUGAAUAGUUUUUUGUAGAUAUUUUAUUUUUAUUUCUCAAAAAAAAGAACGGGGGGGGGGGCAAAACAGUGUGUCAUUAUCAGCUUUUGCUGCAUAAAAAAAAUAUACAAAGUGGUAAAAAAAAGUGUGAUCUUGUCCACACUUCCUGCUCGGCUCUGACGGGCACCUGCAUAUUAUCGUGAUGUCAGUUUAAUUUUUUGUGUUUUUUUAUUUGUAAAAUUUUUAAAACUUCUUUAUUUUUCCACCAAGAUAAAAAAAAACAACCAAACGAGACCUGGUAUAUUUAUAUUGCGAGAUCAAGUGUGGACUCGUGACUUUUUCAAGCAAGCGCUCGUGUGUGAGCAAUGUUUCGGUCUUGUUUAUGAUUUGUUCUUUUUGUUUUGUUUUUUAAUACUGCCACUAGCUUAAUCGCUUUACUACUGGCAAUAAAUUAUUCUUAAAAAUA